AUGCUGUGGAAUCUUCAGGCAGCAGAGCGUGAGAUGGAGAACCUCCCCCUGGGUCCCAUGUUCAAGGACGUGGUUUUGCGCGCGGGCCCGGCCCGGGGCAGGGGCACCAAGCAGAGCAGCUGGGCCGCUGCUAAAGGCCGCACCCGCUCGUACUCAGGCUCCGAUUUACGGUCCAGCAGCAGCGGAGGAGAUAAUGGGACCGCAGGCGGCGGAGGGGCGCGGGCCGCGGCCGCCGGGAGGUUUCUGGCUCAGGUGCCGGGCGCACACCAGCCUAGCGCCUCGGGCGGCCCGCGCAGCCGCUCUCUCCGCGGGGCCGUGGGCACCGUGGCGUCGGGGGCCCGCUCUGCUCAGUCCUCCUUCAGCAUCUCCAACAGCAGCAGCGGCCGGUACGGCUCGCAGGACUCGGUGCACAGCAGCCCGGAGGACGGCGGCGGCAGCGGAGGCGGCAGGGACUGGCUGGCGGGCGGGCCGGGCUCACCGCGCCUGGUCAUCGGCUCAUCACUACCAGCUCACCUCUCUCACCUCUCGCCGCACUUGUUUGGAGGAUUUAAGUGCCCUGUAUGCUCAAAAUUUAUACCCUCAGAUGAAAUGGAUUUACAUCUUGUGAUAACAAUGCCAAGAAUAACCUAUCAUGAGGAUGUCCUGAGUAAAGACGCCGGAGAAUGUGCGAUAUGCCUGGAAGACCUGCAGCAGGGGGACCCGAUAGCACGGCUGCCUUGUCUGUGCAUCUACCAUAGAGGCUGCAUAGAUGAAUGGUUUGAAGUAAAUAGAUCUUGCCCUGAGCACCCUUCAGAUUAAGCAUCAGCUUCCUGUUUUAUAGGUUUUCUUCUCUUCUCAAGAUGCUUAAAA
Molecule: messenger RNA, 849 nt
Organism: Eptesicus fuscus (big brown bat)
Lineage: Eukaryota; Metazoa; Chordata; Mammalia; Chiroptera; Vespertilionidae
Product: E3 ubiquitin-protein ligase ZNRF2
Source: RefSeq, a predicted model, not a curated record